AUGGAGUCUCGCUGCCAGCUUUGGCUAUGGGCAUUAUUUGUCCUCCUGGUGGCCCCACGGGUGCUGGGUGCACAGGGAGCCUGCUCCCAUGGUGCCUGCUACCCCCCUGCUGGAGACCUCCUCCUGGGACGAGCCCACCUCCUGAGAGCAUCCUCCACAUGCGGCCUCUCCAAGCCUGAGACGUACUGCACACCCCAUGGAGAGUGGAGCAUGAGGUGCUGCCGGUGCGACUCGCGGCUGCCGCACGCCUACAACGGCCACCGUGUGGAGAACGUCCUGUCCUCGGCCGGGCACUCGCGCUGGUGGCAGUCCCAGAAUGGCAUCGAGUGCGUCUCGUUGCAGCUGGACCUGGACCAGACAUUCCAGCUCGGCAGCAUCCUGCUUCACUUCAGGUCACCUCUGCCCGCUGCGAUGCUGAUUGAGCGCUCCACCGACUUCGGCCAGACCUGGCAUGUGUACCAGUACCUGGCCUCCGACUGUGCCACCGCCUUCCCUCAUGUGCCCCGGGGCUCCCCCGAGAGCUGGCAGGACGCUCGGUGCCAGGCGCUGCGGGGGCACCCUGUGCACGGGGGCAAGGUGAAAUUCAGUGUCCAAGACCCAGCAUCUACCAUCACUACCUCUUACAGCCAGACCAUCGAGAAGCUGGGGCAGUUCACAAACCUGCGCAUCAACCUCACCGGGCUCCCCCACAUCCCGCGCCAGGGCUACCACUCACCCAGCACCUUCUAUGCCUUGACUGAGAUGCAGGUGCUGGGGAGCUGCUUCUGCCACGGACACGCUGACCGCUGCGCCUCUGCAGGAGACCAGCGCACCACGGUCCAUGGGCACUGUGUGUGUCAGCACAACACUGCUGGUCCCAACUGCGAUCGCUGUGCUGCCCUCUACAACGACCGGCCGUGGGCCCCCCCAGCGGGUGUCACCGUGUCACGCAGGGCCUUGGGCACCCCCCUGGGGGCGGGGCCUGCCGCUGUCGGGGGUUGCAGCCCUGGAUGGGCCAUUUUGUUGGGAUUUUUAGGGUGCGACUGCAAUGGGCACUCGUCUUCGUGCCACUUCGAUCCCGAGCUGUACCGCGCCAGCGGCGGGGCGAGAGGCGGCGUCUGUGACAACUGCCAGCACAACACUGAGGGCAACAACUGUGAGCGCUGUAAAACCAACUAUUUCCGCAACCAGCAGCAGGAUCUCGCCCAUCCUGAAGCCUGUCUGCCCUGCGAGUGUGACCCUGAUGGCACCGUGCCGGGCUCCACCUGCGACCCGCAUAAGGAGAAUGUGCAGGGCGACCGCUGCCACCUCUGCAAGCCGGGGUUCUCCCAGCUGGCCAGCGCCAACCCCGUGGGGUGCCGCAAAUGCACCUGCAAUGUGCUGGGAGCGCGGCAGGACGUGCCCUGCGAUGACGAGACAGGGAGGUGCUUCUGCCUGCCCAACGUGGUGGGGAACGACUGUGACCAGUGCGCGGGCGAGCACUGGGACAUGGGCAGUGGCCACGGCUGCCAGCCCUGUGGCUGCCACCUGCAUGGCUCCCGCAGCCCCCACUGCAACCAGUUCACAGGACAGUGUCCAUGCAAAGAAGGUUUCACAGGACGGACGUGUUCUACUGUGCAGGAGCAGGUUUGCCCUGACAGGCACUACGGAGACAUCCGGGUAGGGUGCACAG
This is a messenger RNA of Nestor notabilis (Kea), 1651 nucleotides long. RefSeq names its product laminin, beta 3 (gene LAMB3). Gene Ontology annotation, molecular function: extracellular matrix structural constituent. The record is from RefSeq and is a predicted model, not a curated record. Lineage: Eukaryota; Metazoa; Chordata; Aves; Psittaciformes; Psittacidae. Gene Ontology annotation, cellular component: laminin trimer. Gene Ontology annotation, biological process: substrate adhesion-dependent cell spreading; cell migration; basement membrane assembly.